Ochlerotatus camptorhynchus is the source of this 3275-nucleotide messenger RNA. RefSeq lists its product as uncharacterized. The record is from RefSeq and is a predicted model, not a curated record. The coding region runs from base 1910 to 2431 and encodes 173 amino acids. The transcript is spliced from 2 exons. NCBI's taxonomy places the organism in Eukaryota, Metazoa, Arthropoda, Insecta, Diptera, Culicidae.
GUGUUGCAGACGAGGAAAAAGAACACGGAGAAAACAAAAUCAAGAACUGAAUUAUAUUUUUUUAAAGUCAUAAGUCACUCGGCUCCGUAGAGCUCUCUGAGACAUUCAGCCUAUCAAUUAAACAUGAUAGAAGAAAAAAAUCAAUCCCGUAAAAAUGUUGAUCACUACGAGAAGCGUACGACAAGACUUGGAGAGCGUCUGACGCAAUCGAAAAUGGAAGAAGCAGCCAUAAAUCGAGCUAAUUGGGGUGACAUUUGUAACCAGGUUUAAAGCAAUUAGGAAUAAUUCCAAAGAAGAAGUCCUAAAUUGGUACAAAACGAUGUUGGAUACACUCGGAAAACUCUUGGAGAGGAUCAUCCUAACUAACCAAAUGUACGGAGAGUGAGCACGGAUUGUCGGAGAGGCAGUUCUGAUUCCGGAAAGGGAGAUGCAAUUCGGACAGUGGUCGAGAGAGCCGAGAAGGCAUCCAAACAGAAGCGGAGAGGAGAUCGAUAUUGAGCUGUGAUAACGAUCGACGUCAAGAAUGUGUUCAACAGCGCCAGCUGGGAGGCCAUCGCCGAAGUGCUGCAUAGAAUGAGGGUCCCUUACUACCGGUGAAGGAUCCUGAGGAGUUAUUUCCAGAACCGGGUUCUGGUCUACGAGACAGACAUGGGACAGAGAUCGAUUAGGAUCACAGCGGGAGUUCCACAAGGCUCCAUCUUUGGUCCAACGCUUUGGAACGGGAUGUACAAAAGCGUGCUAACGCUGAAGCUGCCGAAAGGAGCUGAGAUCGUUGGCUUUGCGAACGACGUCGUCUUGACCGUAACAGGUGAGACGCUGGAAGAGGUGGAAGCGUUGGCAACCGAGGCGAUUGACAGGAUUGGUAACUGGAAGCAAGGAGCGAAGCUGCAGAUAACCUCCCACAAAACGGAAGUGCUUUUGGUCAGUAACUGUAAAUCGGUGCAGCGUGCAGAAAUCACCGUCGGGGAGCACGCCAUAGCCUCGAAGCGCAUGUUGAAAUAUGUUCCGUUUAUUGUAAGAUAAAGUUUAGAAUCUUAAUUAAUAAAAUAAUAGCUCAAAAUGCAAUUAAAAUUGUACUCAGUGUAGUAACACGAUUAUUAUAGCAAAAAGUCCAAACCCCUUUCUGGUUUGAAAACGUAAGCACACACACAAGAAAUUGUCUUGCUCAUCUCUCGUGUUUGGCACCGUGGUGCGAGAUCGUUUUCCGUUCGAGACUACACGAAAGGAGGAGAACGCACGCACACGAACAACGACACCGUGACUGCCGUCUCGGUUCGGAGAAGAAAAGCAGCAAUAAAAAAAUAAUUGUUUUGUGGAACCGCCAUAGUGGCAUCUGGCAUAGCAAGUGGAAAAAGAGGUGCAAAAAGUUCCAGUACGAGUGCCGAGUGCCGAUAAAGGAAACGGGUAUCAGUAGGUCGGGUGGAAAAAAAACAGCCUUCCAAACCACUUUCAACGUUAACCGCCUGUAGGACGAACCUCACGAACCGACAGAAGACGGUCUCAUGAACUGGAUGUAGGUCGAACUCGUUUGGUCGAGGAAACUAGCGAGAUAUUUGCACGUUUUCGGUUAACUUCGGCAGGCAUCAGCGAUAUAACAAUCGAAAUACGGACGAUAAGAGCCGGUCGAUUCGGCUGGAAGAUGUUCACACGUACCGGUCACGAAACGGACUCUUGGUCAAGAACUCAGCGUAGUCGAAGACAAUUUUUCAAAUCGGCUUGAACAACUAUCAGUGAUCAACCAAUCGCUACACGGACCGCUUGGAAGACGACCGGAAGGUAACUGAAUUGGAACGAGAAAGAAGCGUCCCAAUUCGAGGGUGAGUUUCACGACACAAGUAUUAGCUCUGCCUAUAUUAAUAGAAAGCCUUUUCAGGGCGCUUUGUUUUGCCACGGUCUUAAGAUUCGAGAAAUGCGGGAAGGACAACGGACGUCGACGGAAUUGGACCACACGACGGUCAAAGACGGAAGUACGACGAGGACCGACUACGGAGGUCCAUGUGACGGCAAGCGAUUGGACCGCUCGACGGUCAAAGACGGAAGUGCGACGACGACCAACUACGGAGGCCCGUGUGACGGCGAACGAUUGUACCGUGCAGCGAGUGACCGGCAGGACGACGGUCUCAAACGGAAGCGUACGACGACGGCUAGCAACGUACAUUCGUGGGACGACGACUUAUCGCGAUCGUUCGUCGAGUUGCCGACCAAACGACGGCGGGAAGCUGGUGAAUCGCGAAAGCUCGUACGUCGACGAAGCUCAUGGGAGCCCCGAGGUCAUGCAGUAAGCCACUUAUGGGGUGUUUACACUUAUGCUAUUUCACUAGCGCUAAUGAGCCAGCUGCUAGCAAAAAAGCUCAAGCAUAAUGAAAACAGGGCAUCAGCGUCUACCAGCAUGAGAUUUCAGAAGCAACUGAAAUUAGUGCUAGUUGGCUAGUACACUAGCGCUGACAAAUCGUCACAGAUGUAAACACCCCAUUAGCGGCAAUAUCGAUAGCGAGUAGGAGAAAAUAGCUGGGAGUACGUUCCUAUAUACGUAAGGGGUGGACGCUCUGCGACGCCGAAGAAAAAAGAAAGAGGUUCGACGUUCCGACUCAUGACUCAUUAUCCAGAAUCCAAAAGACAAAAACAGUAGCACUUAAGCAAAGGCAGAAGCAACUCAUAGAAAAAUGACUCGUUUUUUUCUUCUAACUUGAUGGAUUCAGCGGUCCCUUUCCUUCAUCAAUCUAUCUUAUCAGUAUUUGGCUCUCAAGGAAAUCAAGCGCCAUUGCAGAUGGUACAAGCGAGCGUGAAUGAUUCCCUGGUGGACGAAGGGGAGAAAGCAGCAACAACUGGCGAUAUUCGACUCCUCUACGAUAUAUCACGACGGCAAAAUUAUCCUAAAUCGAAUACAUUAGAAGAUCUUCACGACUGUCCUGCGACAAGAUUCCUUGCCCGAAGAUAUGAUAUGACCAUAUUGUCACGCUCCAUAUUAUCCUGGAGCAGGUCAACGAAUUGUUUGGUAUUCAUUGACUACGAAAAAACUUUCGAUCAACUCAAUCGCGAGAAUAUCGGGGCCAUCCUGAGGCGCAUGCGGGUCCCACAUAAAAUCGUCAACCUCGUUGAUGCGCAGUAUGUAGCUUUCACGAGCUGAGUCGUGUAUAAUGGAUCCUUGUCCGACCCUAUCUGGAUAAUCACUGAUAUGAGGUAACGAUGUAUACCAUCACUACUAAUGUUUCUCACCGUAAUCGAAGAAAUCAUGUUACACCGACCAUUAGGGUGAUUCAUUUUGAAAAAAAUAA